CGCCAGGUCCCCAGCGCGCUUUCAUAAGGCAGCACCUGGCCGGAGUCACUUGGCGUCUCUGCUUGCGAGGACGCGCCCCGACGGCACCCAGAGCCGCUAGUGGACGCCGCUUCCUCCCUACCUCCCCCUGCUCGCCCUUGCCCGGAGCCCCGCGUCCCUGCCCACGCCGGAGGGAAGAGGGUGUUCUGGGCCAGGGGCAGCCCGGCUGAGGCAGGAUGUUCAUGUCCAAGUCCAACUCUGUGUCACCCUCGCCGUCCCUGGAGCAAGCCGACGCGGACGCGCUGGACAUCAGCACCAAAGUGCAGCUCUACGGGGUGCUGUGGAAGCGGCCCUUCGGGAGGCCGUCGGCCAAGUGGUCCCGGCGGUUUUUCAUCAUCAAAGAGAGUUUUCUGCUUUACUACUCUGAGAGUGAAAAAAAGAGCUUUGAAACCAAUAAAUACUUCAACAUCCAUCCCAAGGGUGUCAUCCCUCUUGGGGGCUGCCUGGUGGAGGCCAAGGAAGAGCCCAGCAUGCCCUACGCCAUGAAGAUCUCCCACCAGGACUUCCACGGGAACAUCUUGCUGGCUGCUGAGUCUGAGUUUGAGCAGAUCCAGUGGCUGGAGAUGCUGCAGGAGUCUGGGAAGGUGACCUGGAAGAAUGCCCAGCUGGGGGAAGCCAUGAUCAAAAGCCUGGAGGCCCAGGGGCUGCAGUUGGCUAAGGAAAAGCAGGAGUAUUUAGACAAACUGAUGGAAGAGACGGAAGAGCUGUGCCUUCAGAGGGAGCAGAGAGAGGAGCUUGAGCGCCUUAACCAAGUGCUGGAGGCUGAGAAACAGCAGUUUGAGGAGGUAGUGCAGGAGCUGAGAAUGGAACAGGAACAGAUCAAGAGGGAGCUGGAACUGACGGCAAGAUGCCUGAAGGGUGUGGAACAAGAGAAAAAGGAGCUGAGGCACUUCACGGAGUCCUUGCAGCAGACGCUGGAGGAACUCUCCAUAGAGAAGAAGAAGACCCUGGAAAUGCUGGAAGAGAAUGAGAACCAGCUGCGGACACCAGCCAGUCAGAGUGCGCAGCCCCCACCCGGUGGGGGCCUCCACAGCAACCUGAGGCAGAUUGAGGAGAAGAUGCAGCAGCUCUGGGAGGAGAAGCUCCUGGCCGAGAAGCGGAUGAAGGAGAAUGAGGAGCGCUCAAGGGCCCUGGAGGAGGAGCGUGAGUUCUACUCCAGCCAGUCCCAGGCACUGCAGAGCUCGCUGCAGGAGCUGACUGCGGAGAAGCAGCAGGCUGAGCGGGAGCUCAAGGCUGAGGUCAAGAUCCGCAUGGACCUGGAGAGACGCCUGCGGGAGGCAGAGGGGGCCUUGCGGAGCCUGGAACAAGGGCUCAACUCCAAGGUGCGGAAUAAGGAGAAGGAGGAGAGGAUGCGGGCUGAUGUGAGCCAUCUGAAAAGGUUCUUUGAGGAGUGUAUCCGCAAUGCCGAGCUGGAGGCCAAGAUGCCGGUCAUCAUGAAGAACUCUGUGUACAUCCACAAAGCUGCCACUCGCCGCAUCAAGAGCUGCCGCUUCCACCGGCGCAGGUCCAGCACCUCCUGGAAUGACAUGAAGCCGUCCCAGUCCUUCAUGACCUCGCAGCUGGAAGCCAACAACAUGGAGGAGCUGAAAGAGGUGGCCAAACGGCUCAGCAGGGACCAGCGCUUCAGGGAAUCUGUCUACCACAUCAUGGCUGCCCAGCCCGGGGCCCCCUCAGCGCUUUCCCGGGGUGCAAAGUGAUGGGCAUUUUCUCCCUGCCUCCCCAUCUUUCCUCUGGGCCUAGGGCUGAGGGUUGGGAAGGGGCAGCAGAGGGAAACCCGACUCUGCCUGGCUCCUCUCCUCUGGUAGGCCCCUGGGGAUCAGCCUCACCCCUAAAGGGCAGGGACACACUCCCUCCACCCACCCCCACCCUACCCUGGGGUCUACAUUGGGUCCAUGCAGGCCUGAGCUGGGUGCCUCCUGAUUGUCUUGCGAGGUGAGAACAGAGCUAGCUAUUAACAGAGACUGCAGCCCCUCCUGGGGCCCACCACAUUCUUCUGUGACUCUGACUCUCUUGCCCUGCCCUGGUUGUGUAUAAAGGCCUUACCUUCCUACCCUGGCGCUCCUUUUCCCCCAGGUUUCCUGACCCUCUCUGCUUCUGGCAUUCAGUGAGACAUCCUCAGCUGAGGCCCCUCAUUUAUACCACAUAGUGGGGUGGGGAAGAAAGGGGUCCAGGGCAACAGCCUCUGGGCUCACCGCACACAUACACUUGCCACAGAACAGCCAAGAGAGCACAGAUGUCUCCCUCCCAGCUUCUGUGGCCUUGCUGCCUCCUCUUCCAGGGAGGCUUUGCCCAGUGAGACAAUGUGACUUUGCACUCUUCAGAUGGGCUGUGAUGAAACUAGAAGCCAGUGAUCAGCUCAGAGUCCUUAGGGAUGGAGCUGACACACCAAUCUGGAACUUUCACGGAAGACCACUACCCUCUGGGGGGCUGAGAGCUAUAGAUCAUGUCCCUCACCCAUAUCUGCCCUGCCCUUCUCCUUGCAGACCCACCCUCCACAGCUGCCUCUCUGUUGGCCUUUCAUCCAAAAAAGAGGGUCUACCUGGGAUCAGGGUGCUCUAGGACACUGGUGUUAUAAUAGGUGCCAAUUCUCUACUGCUCGGAAAGCCAAGAUGUUCUGAGAGACAGACAGAUGGCUGUAGGACAAAUCCCAGCAGCAGAGGCAGGCCCCGGGAAGCCUGCAUCCCAUCCUAUGGGAAGAGGAACAUCGCCACCUCUGAGGCUGUGCACAUCUGCUGCUAGGCUGGCCAAGUCCAGCUGGCUGACCUGCUCUGUACUCAGGGCCACCUGGUAAAAAUCACCUACAUGGUGCUCUCCAGGGGCAGGUGGACUCUGAAGGCUUCAUCCAGUCUUUGCAGAACUUAGCUGGGUCAGGGGUAGGUACCUCAGAAACAAUGCAUUUGAAAGGGCUGAGUAUAAACAUAAAAGUUUAAACAUACAUAAAUCUGCAUAAACCCAGAACUCGUUUAUCUACUAUGUAUGAAGGGGAAGAUUUAUAAAACCCAGAUUACUAUUUUUGUUUGUUUUUAAAGAAUUAAAUUAAUAGUGACUUGCUGUUGGAGAAAGGUCUUUUAAAAACUUAUUAAAGCAUUUGUUUUUCCUGGGCAAGUCAUUAACCAGAAAGAAAGUACUAGUCUUAGUCCAUUUUGUGCUGCUGUAACAGAAAACCUGAGAUGGGGUAAAUCUAUAAAGAACAGAAACUUACUGGUUCACAGUUUUGGAUGCUGGGAAGUCUCAACAUCAAGGACCUUCUUGCUGUGUCAUCCCAGAGCCAAACAGCAAAGAGGGGGCAAGAGAGAGGGGGCCAAACUGAUCCAUUCAUAACAAAACUACUCCCUCAAAAAUUAAUCUGCUCAUGAGGGCAGAGCCCUCCCGGCCUAGUCAUCACCUCUUAAUUCCAAUACAAUGGCCAUUAAAUUUCCACAUGAACUUGGGAGGGGACAAACGUUCAAACCAGGGCAGCACUUUCCUGUGUACAUUCACCAAACUCUAGUUUGCUUCUGUUCUCACCCUAUGCUUUCCAUGCCUCAGGCAAGCUGGGGUUACCUUCAACCAAAUGAGCAAUCCAUAACUGUGUAUUUGUUAAAUGCUCCCUCACUGUACCUAGCACUGUAAAUAGGAAAAAAGCGACACCUCUAUAUGAAAGGAUAUAGGGGUGGAAAUUGCUUAGUGGAAAUAUAUUGAUCUGAUUUGUUUUUUAAUUUUUAAAAACAAAACUCUUAUUCCUUGGCCAAAUAAAUGCAGAACCUCCU
Molecule: messenger RNA, 3788 nt
Organism: Nycticebus coucang (slow loris)
Lineage: Eukaryota; Metazoa; Chordata; Mammalia; Primates; Lorisidae
Gene: PLEKHD1
Product: pleckstrin homology and coiled-coil domain containing D1
Exons: 13
Coding region: 216-1736 (506 amino acids)
Source: RefSeq, a predicted model, not a curated record